This is a messenger RNA of Prionailurus viverrinus (fishing cat), 2286 nucleotides long. It is a transcript of the gene PLPP2, whose product is annotated as phospholipid phosphatase 2. Gene Ontology annotation, molecular function: phosphatidate phosphatase activity. The record is from RefSeq and is a predicted model, not a curated record. The transcript has 6 exons. Bases 833 to 1747 code for a protein of 304 amino acids. Gene Ontology annotation, biological process: phospholipid dephosphorylation; phospholipid metabolic process; signal transduction. Lineage: Eukaryota; Metazoa; Chordata; Mammalia; Carnivora; Felidae.
GCCCCUUGGACCUCAGUUUCCCUAGCUUAGAUGCUCUUGACUCCUGGGCGCCUCCCAGCUCAGGGCUCCCUGGGACCUAGUGGGGGCACGGGGCACAGAACCUAACCAGCUUGUGAGCGAGUUCCUACGUCUACCUCCUGCCACCUCCGUUUCCUCCUCUGUAAAGUGGGGACAGCGCCAACAGCCUCCACAGUGGGUGCUGAGGGGCCUGACCUGAAACGCCACGCAUCACCGGAAUGCCAGGGCUUCCAGCAUUAGGAGGAGAGAAAAAAAACCCCGCGAUUAAGCCAUGACACCCCAUCGGUUUUCAUACUUUUUAGGCACUUCCUGACUCAGACGUACUAAGAUGUGCGCAGCGCGAGCGCCGCCCCCCCAGUGAAACCGAUGCUCAGAGAGGGGCCUGGCCCCUCGCCCGCUCCCUCCCUCCCUCGCUGGUUCGCUGGUUCCUUCCUUCCUUCUCGCCACCCGGCCCUUCCCCGACUCAGCCGGCCCAGUCGGAGGGUGACUCUGGGCCUCGGUCCCUCAGCCUCCCGGCCAGGGCGCGGACGACCCCUCCCCGCCCUCCAGACCCGGGCUGGGGUCUCCCGCCCCCACGCGCAGGAACUCUCCAGCCGGCCCCUCCCUGCCCGCCGCGGCCGGACUCUGCCCCCGCCCCGCCCCGCCCUCCCGCCGCUCCCCUGCCCUCCGCUGCCCUCCCCUGCACGCCCCGCCCCGCCCCGCCCCUGCUGGGCCCAGCUCGGCGCCCAUGUGACCCCGCUGCCAGGUCGGGGCGCGACGGGACGCGCUGGGACCGGCGUCGGGGGGCGCGGGCGCGGCCCGGGGCGGGGGCGGCAUGGAACGGAGGUGGGUCUUCGUGCUGCUCGACGUGCUGUGCGUGCUGGUCGCCUCUCUGCCUUUUGCCAUCCUGACGCUUGUGAACGCACCAUAUAAGCGAGGGUUCUACUGUGGAGAUGACUCCAUCCGGUACCCCUACCGUCCAGACACCAUCACCCACGGGCUCAUGGCUGGGGUCACCAUCACAGCCACCAUCAUCCUCUUGCCUCCCCAGCCCAGCCAUGAGUGCCCUCAGCGGCUCCCUGUGCAGGUCUCUGCCGGGGAGGCCUACCUGGUAUACACAGACCGCCUCUAUUCCCGCUCCGACUUCAACAACUAUGUGGCGGCCGUCUACAAGGUGUUGGGGACGUUCCUGUUUGGGGCUGCGGUGAGUCAGUCGCUCACCGACCUGGCCAAGUACAUGAUCGGCCGACUGCGGCCCAACUUCCUGGCGGUGUGUGACCCUGACUGGAGCCGCGUCAACUGCUCCGUGUACGUGCAGGUGGAGAAGGUGUGCAGGGGAAGCCCCGCCAACGUCACCGAGUCCAGACUGUCUUUCUAUUCUGGACACUCCUCCUUUGGGAUGUACUGCAUGAUGUUCUUGGCGCUCUACGUGCAGGCACGGCUUUGCUGGAAGUGGGCGCGGCUUCUGCGGCCCACAGUGCAGUUUUUCCUGCUGGCCUUUGCUCUCUACGUCGGCUACACCCGAGUGUCUGACCACAAGCACCACUGGAGUGAUGUCCUUGUUGGCCUCCUGCAGGGGGCACUGGUGGCCGGCCUCACGGUUCGCUACGUCUCGGAUUUCUUUAAGUCCCGGCCCCCACAGCGCUGCCUGGAGGAGGAGGAGCUGGGACGGAAGCCCAGCCUGUCACUGACGCUGACCCUGGGUGAAGCUGACCGCAACCACUAUGGGUACCCGGUCUCCUCCUCUUGAGGCGGGGUCCUUCUGUGCAUCUGCGUGUUCAUGGUCCUGGCAGGGACCUCCGCUAGCCUGGUGGUGAGGGCUCCGGGUGCCCUGUGCUGGCCGCUGGUGGGCGUUCCACUAACCCUGCCUGCUGUGCACUGGACCAGGGGUCUGGGGGUGCACAGGGCAGCCCCAGCGUUUAAAAGAGGGACUUUGUCCUCUUUUCUCCCUUUUGUUGGAUUAGAGGGGGACCAAGAGACCCAGCUAGAUGCUGUUUUUGUAAAGUGUAAUGUAUAUGUGGACUUUGAGUAAAAUAGAGUGUUUGCUCGACAACUGAUGAUAGCCUCUAUUCCUUAUGGCCAUUCUGAGCACUGUUCGUACAGCAGAGGGGGAGACACUUCCUUGCUUCGGGCUCAGCUGAGCUCAGGAGUCAAAGUGGCUGGUGGCAAUGUUGCCCUUUGGAGAUGCGGGGAGAGUGGUACACUCUUUCCCUGGCCUCACCCUGUGUAUCUCUUCAUCUGGCUGUCGAUUCAUAAUUAUCACACCCUUUAAUAAACUGGUAAACCUAA